Pelobates cultripes (western spadefoot toad) is the source of this 240-nucleotide messenger RNA. NCBI's taxonomy places the organism in Eukaryota, Metazoa, Chordata, Amphibia, Anura, Pelobatidae. The record is from the annotation of a GenBank genome assembly.
AUGUCCAGCAAAAUCCUGGCAUCCAUCCAAAGCACUCUGAGGGAGCUCAACAAAAACGUGCAGGAGCUGGGGGACAGAACCGCUCAGGUAGAACAGCGCAUGGAGGAGCAGGCAUCUGCACAUAAUGAAAUGGCAGACCAAGUGCAAAGCCUGCAGCAGCAAUUGGACCAGACACAAAGAAAAAUUAUGGAUUUGGAGGACAGAUCUCGGAGACAAAACAGGUUCUACCUGCAUACCUAA